UUAACCAAUUUUAGAUUUUCUGUUAGUUUUGUAAAAUAAAAUUGAGUGAACAACAAUAAAUAAGGAAAUUUUACAGAAGUUUUUGAUUGGUGUGUUGGCAUUUUAAUGCUAUAAAUCAAAAUGUCGAAAAAUAAAACAAAUUCAAUGGUGACCGGAGAAACAAAUCUAAUCGAAGUGAAAUCAAAGUUUGAUGCCGAAUUCCGCCGCUGGAGCUUUAAACGGCAUGGCGAAUUGCAAAAUUUUGAAGAUUUCUCUACCCUUAUUGAGAAAUUGCAUAGACUACACACAAUACAAUUUAUUAUUUUAUACAUUGACCCACGUGAUAAUGAUCUGUUGCCAAUUAAUAAUGAUGACAACUUUGGUAGAGCGUUGAAAAUUGCCAAACCUUUGUUGCGCAUCAUCGUUCAACGCAAAGAUGAUUUGGAAGAGUUUCCCGGUUUUGGCACAAUGAAACCGCGCAAUAAUCUAAUCAGCAGCAUACUGGGACAGACUCCUGUCAAGACAAAACUACCAACAAUAUCAAUACCGCAUGAUUUCCGACAAGUAUCGGCUAUAAUUGAUGUGGAUAUUGUGCCAGAGACGCAUCGACGUGUCCGUCUACUUAAAUAUGGUAGCGAUAAGCCUUUGGGAUUUUAUAUAAGAGAUGGUACGUCUGUGCGCGUAACCGCAAACGGUUUAGAGAAACAACCUGGUAUUUUUAUAUCGCGCCUCGUACCUGGUGGGCUUGCUGAGAGCACUGGACUUUUAGCAGUCAACGACGAGGUUAUAGAAGUAAAUGGUAUUGAAGUGGCUGGUAAAACCCUGGAUCAGGUCACCGAUAUGAUGGUGGCAAAUAGCUCUAAUCUAAUAAUAACGGUGAAGCCGGCAAAUCAACGUACUCUUACCUCACCACGACGCGGCUCUUUCUCGCGCAACAGUCAAUUAUCGAGCGGUUCACAUCAUACCAAUCAAACCAAUACAUCGGAUGAAAAUGAACAAGAUGAGCAAGAUGAAGUCGUCGAUCUGACCGGCAUAACACUCGAUGAUCACAACAAUGUGGCUCCACAGCCACAACAAUCAACGGUGCCAUCACCGGCACUGAUAAUUACGUCACAACAUCACCAGACGGCAUCAACAGCCUCAACAAUUGUCGGCGGCAGUGAAUCCAAAGACGGUGUGCUACAUCUAUGAAUCGAAUAAGAGCGAUAUAGUAAUUAAAACAAAAAAAGAAAAACAAUGACGCAAAAAGACAAAGAUGUUAUGGCAAAGGACAAACGGAACUUUCAGGUCGAACAAAGCGGAAAUGCGAAGUAUAUAGUACAUGCAAAAUGAUUAUAUUUUGCAAAGAGUUUCCGGGUCUAUAACAAUAUAAGCAAUCUUAGGCAUAACAAAAAGACAACACAUAUAUACACACAAAUUUUCAUGCUUCACUUUUCAUUUUAUUUCUAUUAUAUACUUAAAUAGUACUAUUUAAUUAUAAAUUAAUGUGUAAAGUGUAAUGUUAUCAAUGCGUUUGACGUUUUCGUCGUAUUGUUUUCAUUAAUGUUUGCAAAUUAUAUACGUCAACGCAUUUUAACUAAACAUACUGUAUUAUUAGGUACAUAUACACAUAUUUACAUAUCUGCGUAUGCAUUGUUAAUAUUUUUAAUCAUGUUUUUUUUAUAGUAGUUGUCCUGCUUAUUUUCAUAUACACAUUCACUUACAGUUAAAUCUAGUGUAAACUUGUCUGUUAAACGUACAAUGUGUUUGGUAAAAAUUAAAUGCUCGUAUAUAACCCAACAGUGUUAAUUUACAGUUGCAACGCAGCUACACAUUCCAAAAAAGAAAAAAACGAAUUCUGUGGUUUUUAUGUAACAUAAUUGAUGCAAAACUUUUUGUUUGCACUGUAUGUGAGCGUGGAUGAUUUACACGAAAUUCCAAUUGUGUAACUGUAUAAUGUGUUCCAUGAAAUUUCAAAAACAAAAAAAAAAAAUAAAAAUUAGUUGAAAAGAUAAAUUUAUUAAAAGCCAUGAUUCAAUUAUAUAAGGGUGUGUCUUUAGCCCACAAAAUUAUUUUAUAAUGUCAAAAUCAGCUGUUUUGCUUUGUUUUUAUCAUACAAAAAUAUAUUUUUCAUAUAUUCUAGCCAGUGGAAAUGUGUUUUUUGAGUAAUAAAUUGUAAAUCACACAUAAUCCAUAAACAAAAUAUUCAUCAGAAAAACCUAAAAGAUAUUUUUUGGUAUGGAUUAAGAAUUAUUUUCGUUAGAAGUAAGCUCUCAAGUAACGCAACCUUAUAUAAUUGAAUUAUGUUUUAAGCCUUGACCCAAAUACAUAUAAAGUGACUAAUUUGAGGAAAGCAAAAGAGAAAACCAAAUAAAUUUACCGUCACUACUAAUUUGAAGCUAAUUCGCUCUUUACAUUUCAACAGUCAAAUAUACUAUAGCGUGAAAUAGUCACAAAACCGACACUGGUAUACAUACUUCAGUUCAGUCAGUUUUUUGUAUGCGGAUUUUUUUUUAAGGGUAUUUCGCAAAUCUGAAUCAAUAUUCUUAUAUAUACAAAAUUUUUUCCCCAAAGUUUUAAAAAUUAUUUAAAUUUAUUUGUAUGUAUACAUCAAAACAAUUUUUUUUUAAUAUUAAAUCUCAAUGGCCUUCAAAUUAGCUAACAUAAUUAGCAACUAGAAUAUUCAAAACAAAAAACAGCUAAGAGUAAAACAUCAAUUUGCAUGUGUCUUAUAGUCUAUUAGCAAACUAAAGUACUUAUACAAUACUAUACGUCCUAUAUAUACACAUACAUACCAGUAUAUAACAACUAAGACAGUUCAGUCCUAUUUUAUGCUCGUCCACUAGUAGUUAGAUACAUACAAAUACAACUUUUAACUUACCCAAACUAUUGAAUAAAAAAGUUGUCAAAUAUUUUAGAGCAAAUAGCAAACCACUCAAAAGACUUGUCAAUUUAUGCCUUCAUAUUUGAUGUUUUUUACAGCAAAAACAAAAACAAAACUAAACACCAGCAAGAAAAAAUAAUAUAGAAAAGAGCAGUUUACCUACAUACAUAUAUCGAUAAAAAGUAAAGAUAAAACCAAUUAUGCAAUCUUCAAAACACACAACAAAUAUUUAUUUAAAAUUUUGAGCUUAAUAAUUGUCAGAGUCGAAUAAUGGUAAAAUAAAUAUUUCUUAAAAUAAGUACAUACACAUUUUAUACAUAAAUAAAUACACAAAUAUAUAAUAUAGUUCUACAAAUUGCAUUAAGCGGCAAGUGGAAUUGUAUUUUUGUUUAAUAAAGCCCCGUGAUGGCAUCCAAUAUUGACUAGA
Molecule: messenger RNA, 3269 nt
Organism: Bactrocera tryoni
Lineage: Eukaryota; Metazoa; Arthropoda; Insecta; Diptera; Tephritidae
Gene: par-6
Product: partitioning defective protein 6
Exons: 5
Coding region: 121-1170 (349 amino acids)
Biological process (GO): centrosome cycle
Molecular function (GO): protein binding
Source: RefSeq, a predicted model, not a curated record